AUCUAGGAAGGAAGCGACUCGAAUCGGUAGAUUCUACGCCGAGUUCGUACUCCUCGGCUGGAUAUCAGCUACGUCAGAGACGAUAUACCGCGCGAAGAGCACUAAAAGCAGCAGCAACAACGACAACCGCGCUCUCAUGUCCACUUGGAGAGGAAAGAGUGGGACAAGAGGAGAGAUCCGCGACGAAGUUCUGUAGCUGAAGCUGAAGCUGGAGCUGGAGCUGGAGCUGGAGAAGCGAGAGACCGGGGAGACGAGCGAGAAAGAACAGAGAGAAGCGGGCUGAAACGAAGCCGAAGCCGAAGCCGAAGCUUGUGGUCUCUCGCCGACUCGUGGCCAGUUUCAGCCGCAACGCUCGACCGUCAAGCUCGCGAUUCGAGCGUACCAGCGCAACGGCGAUCGCGCAGUCUCUCUCAUCGAGAUGCGAACAUCGUCGCCGAUACUUUCGACCGAGUGGACCGAUUCGUACUUGACCAACGAUGCAUCUGCCUGUUCAAUGAACCAUUGACUGUUUCGGUGUGCAUCGCGCGGAUUCAUUCGCCAGUUGUCCAGCGGAGUUAAAGCGCCUCGAACCUUUGGGAAAUCGAGUACAAAGCUCGAUGCCCUGGGACUUGAUCGCGAGCCGUGAUCGUCCGUUUCACGCAUUCGUCGGCAUGCUCGAUCCUGUUUGUUGACCACUGGUCUGGAUACGUCAUGAUUUACCAGCCGAAUCAUCAGUCGCCGACGAUGUCAUCCACGAGGAAAACGUCUCCACGGCCUCAGCGUCGGAAUCUGCAAGCGUCGUCGGGAAAGUGCGCGAAUGCGAAAGCGAAAGCGAAAGCAAAACGCGUGACAGACAGGACGGGCAACGAGGAGCGAUGCAGGGGAAGAUGCAGAGUGCAAUGGAGCGAGAAACACGUUAAGGAGGGGUUGGUUCUCGUUCAAGAGGCGCAACUGGCCAGGGUGGUGAAAACUGGACCGAUCACCGAGCACUACGAGAUCGAUUCGAAGCCGUUCGCAAACGGGCAAUGGGCGAAAGUGUAUCGGUGCAGGUCUCGAUCGAGCGGGAUCCUCUACGCGGCAAAGUUCUCCUCGAGAAGCAGAUUCAACGCGGACUGCAGCGCCGAGCUGAGGCACGAAAUCGCCCUUUUGUCUCUGUGCUCGCAAUCGCCACGGGUCGUUCGAUUGCACGACGUCUACGAGACGCCGAAGGAAAUUAUUCUGGUGAUGGAAUACGCACCUGGAGGCGAUCUACAGACGCUCAUCGACGGUGAUUUGGUGCCCCUCGAAGGUGACGUGGUACACUUUGUGAGGCAGCUAGUAGAAGGACUUGCCUACCUCCACGAGAGAAAUAUCGCCCAUUUGGACAUCAAGCCGCAGAAUUUGGUGAUGAUGGGCAGUUUCCCAGAAUGCGAGGUGAAACUAUGCGACUUUGAGAUCUCGAGAGUGGUCUUAGAGGGAACAGAGGUUCGAGAAAUCCUCGGGACACCGGAUUACGUGGCACCCGAAAUCCUGCACUAUGAGCCCAUCACUUUGGCUGCCGACAUGUGGUCGUUGGGCGUAACGACGUACGUGCUGUUAACCGGAUUCUCUCCUUUCGGCGGCGAGACCGAUCAAGAAACGUUUCAAAAUAUUUCUUUAGGUGAGGUAGACUUUCCGGAGGAGCUAUUUGGUGACAUCUCGGCGCAGGCAAAGGAUUUCGUCGCGAAGCUUCUGGUGCUAGACCCAAGCGCACGAAUGACCGCGAAACAAUGCCUGCGUCACGACUGGCUGCGUGCAGCACCUACACAAGCGUCGCCUCACCUGAGAAGAUACCUGUCGAAAUCGAGGGAAGUCCUUCUGGAACGAGUGGUCGGUCGGGAGAAUCUUAGAAGAGCGGCGCUGUUGAGCCAGGCAAGCAGCCAAGCGAAUCUCUCGAGCGACGUCCAAGAGUCGAAUCAUCGCGAUCAAAGCUUGCAGGACUGUUUGCUGAGUCAAAGCGAGAUGUGUCUGAGUCACCGUCUCACCGGAAGCCGAUCUAGCCUCGAGGGUAGCGAAGAUUUCCCGAGUCCGGCUGACUCGCGGACAAGCCUAAAUUCAUCCAGAACGAAUUUAAGUUGCGCCAGCCAGAGCUGUUUGCUAAAUAAAGAGCAAACACAAGGCUUGCUGAGUCGCGCACGAAGUCGUUCGCAGGCGAAUCUGAAUCACGGGCCUAGUCGAGGAUUGCUGUCCAGAAUACGAAGCCUGAAUCGAAUCCAAUCCCAGGCGUGUUUGCUCAAUGGAAAUUCCUCGGCAAACUCGAGUUCGUUGCAAACGCGCAUGAUAGUAAAUCCGGUAAUUAGCAAAUCACGCGAGAAACUUUACGGUCUAAGAUCUUUGUCAAAAUCCCAAGGGAUGUUGGACAUAUACAGAAGCCUGGAAUGCCUAAGACGAAGAAGAAAGAGUUACCAACGUGCCAAGACCGAGGACAUGUUGCCCAUCUUCAAACGAUUGGGCGCUGAAAUCGAUGCUUCGAAUGCUUACAGCAUAGACGAUAUACCGACUCUAAGCGAAACUAAGAAACAUUUUAACGAAGAAAACAUACAGGUUCCAAAGUUGGAGGUGUCGCAGCCGGAAACUUUCGACUGUCUCCAAGUCGCUACCCAUACCGAGAUCUUAAACGUUCAAUCGCCGUCCGUGACACCGGUAGAAGAGAAGAUUCAAAAUCAGAUGGAAGUAUCGACAGGCCAAACUUUCGAGUCUGAGGAGAAUUUGGACUCGUUGAAAUCAAUCGAAUCGGACACGCUGACCGAAGAGUCGGACGAAACGUCUGUGAAUCGCGAAACGGAAUCGAAUUUGAUAGCCGGCAAACGACCCUGUCAACGACAGCACUCGGACGCUUCGAGUCACUCGAACAAUUCGGCAACUUCCGACGACAAAGAAGAUCGCUCGACAGAGUCCGAAACCGAGGAACCAAAGUACACAGUAGCGCAGCUCGUCUCCGCGUUUAACAAACACCAGGAGGUCGCCUCGAGAACCAGCUUGGAAGCGAUAAUGACCGAGAAGAGGGUGAACGAAGUAACCUUCCCUACCGGAACAAAGGCGCUCAGGCUUUUUAUACCAGACAUCAAUAUCAGCGAGAGUAAAAUCGUUAGACGGAAGACGAGUUACAAGCCGCGGAAGAACUGGGAAGAGCUGAGGAAAAAGAGUGAGAAAAACGAAGGGAUCCUGAAGAACUUCGUCAGUGAUUCAGCAAACGAAGACGAAGACGAGGAUAUCGAUAAUCGGGAAAAGUCAAAAAUCGAAAGCAACACUUCUGUGAACGAUGAAAAGAAAUUAGAUAUCGAGGAGACGAAGGAAAUGUGGGAACAACAGGAAGAUCAAUGGUCAAUGAUCAUUCCGCCGAUCGAAAUCAACGGCGAUUCUAUCUUCACAGAAGACUCGGCUCGUAACAAUGUCGAUACCACGAUAGACGAGAAAUACAAGCGUUGCGUGAAGGGUGCUAAGUUGAACGCAACGGAGACAACAAUCGAAAAGCCUCAAAAGACGACCGCUACUUUCACUCGUCAAAAAGAAAGACUGCCAAAUUAUAUAUAUCCCGAGGUAACGUGCCAUAUCAAAGACGAUUCUCAGGACACGCUUAAAAAAACAGCUACGACAGUUUCGAACGGAAAAUCGAGCCCAAAAGUAGAAAGAACAGAUAAACCGAAAGCAACAACCCAUACUAUGGAAUGUGUCAACGUAAACUUGAAAGAUAUCCUUCAGAGGGUGGACACGUUUCAAAGUACGCCGAAAGAAAAUUUGGAAAAUUUAAGGAAAAGAACAUCGAUUGCCAAAAUAAUUCUAAACGACAAUUUGUCUCACGAUAAUCAGGAUACGAACGAGGGUGGAAUUCGAGGAACGGGUAGUCGUGCUAGAAGCGAGCCACCUUCGAGCUUACCUUCGAAAGAGGAAGUUAAUAAAAUAAAAUUGAUUGUACCACCCUCUUUCGUAAGAUCUUCUUCUUUGUCCAGCGACAGUAGCUGUCCGACACCUUCCAGCGUGCAAUCGGACGUGAACGUCUCCUGGGAGGACGUCCAGCAGACGGAAAAAGAGGAUCCCAGCAAAGUUCGAAGAAGAAACGAAAUUCAGAGAACUUCGAGCGAAGGAAGAAACAAACAGUGCUCGGAAGACAAGAGACUCUGGGGUAGAGUCUGUACAGGAUCUUACAGCAGAGCCAUGGAGAAAUUUAACAAGAACAACAAUGAGCCGAACAAAAAAUCUAUUGUUCAGCUAAAUGGACUGCAACAAACCGAGAAAACCAGAAGGAAAAGCAGCCCCGCGAUGCCUCAAUAUAUCAACCCGUAAAAAUAGACUUCUCCUUCUCGAAGACUGAAUCUAGUGUGCUCGAUCUUCCCCGAUUACGGUGACCGUGAAUUUUCGCGAUCUUAAUGCAAACGCGUUUUCUUUGAUUAAAGAGCGAAGCUGACAAAUAAAUAAUCGGCAAACGUGUGUCAUCAAAUCGUACGCGACAAACGGUAACCCGUCAUUAACGUCGUCAAAUAUGGAGAUUAAACGUGAUCCAUCGUCACAGACGUAUCCUUGACUUAAUCUCCAUAUCGAGCAAUCUAACAGAAUAAUUUUCUUUUUUGUUGAAGCGUAGAAUCGAUCCAACGCGUGAACAUUGCACCAUGGAAACCCAGAACAGAUGAGAUCGGCAUAGGUAUUCGUCAAAUAAUGUAAAAGAAAGUUGGUUGCCAAUGUCGAUUCCACGUUUAAGCGACAGAUUGAGAUUUGACUAUUCAUUUAUUUCUAUCGUUUAAUAAGGAUAAGUAUCAACGAAAUCGAUAGAGUACUCAAACAUGGCCAUGAUUCCCUUGCCUUACGAGGAUAAUUACCACGUGACUCAUUCUAAGCAAAAAUCGCGAAUAAGUAAACGCAAUAGCAUAGCAUCAACUUUGUUUAAAACACGAUGGAAAAUGUACGCAUCUCCCAUUAUUCAUGUUACACUUCAAAGAAAGGACGCUUGAUCUUUGAAGAAAAAAUUGAACGAAAGUAUCGCUACAACUUGCGUUCAAGAAAAUUGCUCACUCACGAGAUUAUCCUUUUACGAUGCAGCAUUGCCUCUACUAAUUUUACCUUGGCUAUCGAACUUUAUUUUAAGUGUUAGCAAUCACGAUUUAAUUGGCGUGAAUCGGAAUCGAUCAUUCAGUUUAUAUCGUAGUGCUUAGCAUUUUAUCGAGGCCGGUAUUUAGCAUUAUCCGCGUUUAGAUUUUAAUCGACCCGUUCAAUUUUGUAUCAAAGUUAUCUCAAUAAAGACUCUUGCCCGUUGAA
Molecule: messenger RNA, 5247 nt
Organism: Osmia bicornis bicornis
Lineage: Eukaryota; Metazoa; Arthropoda; Insecta; Hymenoptera; Megachilidae
Product: probable serine/threonine-protein kinase MARK-C
Exons: 8
Coding region: 691-4281 (1196 amino acids)
Biological process (GO): positive regulation of apoptotic process; intracellular signal transduction; protein phosphorylation
Cellular component (GO): nucleus
Molecular function (GO): protein serine/threonine kinase activity; ATP binding
Source: RefSeq, a predicted model, not a curated record